UACUUUUACCCUUUUCUUUUCAUUGUUGGUGAAAUAAUUCAUUCGCGAUCACACACACACACACCUUCUUCUUCCUUCUCUCUCUCCCUCUCUCUGUCACUUCCUCAUCACAAUCCAAAACCCUAAUCCUCUUUCAGAUCACAAUCAUGGACGGUGAUUCUUCUUGGUCUUCUCGUCUCUCUUCCGCUUCCAGACGUUAUCAAGCCGCUCUUCAAUCCCGAUCAGAUAUGUUCAUGGGUUUUGAUGAGAACGACGCGGAUGAAGAUAUAAGGGAAGAGUUUCUCUGUCCAUUUUGUUCUGAGUAUUUUGAUAUCGUUGGAUUGUGCUGCCACAUUGAUGAAGAGCAUCCAAUGGAGGCAAAAAAUGGGGUAUGUCCGGUUUGUGCAUUGAGGGUGGGGGUUGAUAUGGUUGCUCACAUAACCCUACAACAUGGAAGUAUAUUUAAGAUGCAGCGCAAGAGGAAAUCACGUAAAGGUGGAUCUUAUUCUACACUUUCAUUAUUGAGGAAGGAGCUGAGAGAAGGAAAUUUGCAAUCCCUUUUUGGCGGAUCUCCAUGUAUAGUGUCCUCGUCUAAUGCAGCACCUGAUCCGCUGCUGUCGUCAUUUAUAUCACCUUUAGGUAAUGAAUCUGCGAGUUCUCAGUCUCACACACAUACUGAGACAAGAUCAUCCAAGAAAUUAUCAGACGAGGUUGUAUCAAAAAGCCAUGUAGAGACACCAACCAUGUCAGUUAAGGACAAGGAGGAGAAGGCGAAAAGAUGUGAGUUUGUUCAAGGACUGUUGAUGUCCACAAUAUUUGAUGACGAUUUAUGAAGCGAAACUCAUCAAGAUGUGAUGCUUCAGGGGUGGGCUAAUUCACAGAUGCAAUCUGCAAUCUAUGGUUUGUACUGAAGUUGUCUAUGUAUGUGAUCCUAGUGAAAAAAUAAAAAGUAGAAAAUUAAUGUAAUUUAUGUUGUAUGUGUACUGUUGUUUUUAGCGCAAGAGUUUCAUAUUGCAUCUUAAUUUCCAAUCAUAAAGCUUAAAGAAAUAGAUAAAGUUCCUUCGCCGCCGCAA
Molecule: messenger RNA, 1052 nt
Organism: Medicago truncatula (barrel medic)
Lineage: Eukaryota; Viridiplantae; Streptophyta; Magnoliopsida; Fabales; Fabaceae
Product: protein DEHYDRATION-INDUCED 19 homolog 3
Exons: 5
Coding region: 147-812 (221 amino acids)
Source: RefSeq, a predicted model, not a curated record